Molecule: messenger RNA, 758 nt
Organism: Tinamus guttatus (white-throated tinamou)
Lineage: Eukaryota; Metazoa; Chordata; Aves; Tinamiformes; Tinamidae
Source: RefSeq, a predicted model, not a curated record
GUCCUGGUGUGUUCCUGCCAGAGAAACAUGACGUUUAUCUCAGCGUGUGCAUCUUGGGUCAACACAAGGAGACGGAAUGCCUUCCUCCCGUUUUCCCCCUCUUGUUCCAUGAGAAGAUGUUGUUUGAAAAGGUCUUUGAACAUGCUGUAGAUCCUGCUGCUGUAACUGAAAUACUUGAAACAGGAGAUGGCCUUGCAUUUUAUGAAGAAAAUACUCGAGAUUUUCUGUUCCCAGAGCCUAAGCUGACUCCUGCAUAUCCUGGUGUGGACAGAGAAUUAUUGAUGAAAACAUUUUCUCAUUUCCCAGGAAUAGCACCAAAAAUAGAAUUCUCCACAAGAACAACCAUCACAGAUCUUCCACUUCACUGCAAAGGGAAGAAUUAUGCCCCAAACAGAGCAAGGAAUCAAAGAUCUGCAUCUGCGUCCCCCAAACAAAGGAGCAAGUCAUUAACACAAUGCAAGACAUCGGUGAAAAGGGAUAAGAUCCACAAAAGGCAUAAAAGGUCAUUAAAAUCACAGGCUCCUUCUUCAAAUGUUAGAGACCACUUCCGUGAUCUUCCCACAGAGAACCCACAGCAGCUGUGCAGACCGAGUUUGCGGUCUGCUGAGUGCCAUCCGGACAGUGAGAACAGGCCACCACUGGUAGUCAGACAUCAUCCUGACCAUUCUGGUGUAUUUCUGCUGGACUAUGUAGUAUUCUUAGGUCUGUCUUAUACUGGAGACCCUGAAGCAGGAUGUGGUCUCAUAAAUGCUGAAUAG